Hemiscyllium ocellatum (epaulette shark) is the source of this 706-nucleotide messenger RNA. RefSeq names its product interleukin-1 receptor type 1-like. Gene Ontology annotation, biological process: signal transduction. The coding region runs from base 1 to 642 and encodes 213 amino acids. The record is from RefSeq and is a predicted model, not a curated record. Lineage: Eukaryota; Metazoa; Chordata; Chondrichthyes; Orectolobiformes; Hemiscylliidae. The transcript is spliced from 3 exons.
AUGAUUUGCAAAGUGGACAUCGUCCUUUGGUAUCGUGACCUAUUUAAAUCCCACAAGGACAUUGAUGAUGGUAAGAUGUUUGAUGCAUACGUCAUCUAUCCAAGAUAUGUGAAUGAAGGAUCUCUUGAUAACUGUAAUGCAAACCACUUUGCUCUCCACACUUUGCCACAGACCCUUGAGGAAAAGUAUGGCUACAAACUGUUCAUUUCUGGCAGAGAUGACCUUCCUGGUCAGGCCGAGGUUGAAGUUAUUGAAGCAAACAUAAGGAACAGCAGAAGGUUGAUAAUCAUUUUGGCUCAGAAGCCUUUGACUAAUGACCAAGCAUACUGUGGAUUUGAACAGCAGAUUGGAUUAUAUAAGGCUUUAAUCCAGAAUGAAAUAAAAGUCAUUCUAAUUGAAUUGGAGAAAGGUGAUUACUUGAAUCACUUUCCAGAAUCCAUAAGACACAUCAUUCAAAGAUAUGGUACUAUUAAAUGGAAACCAGAUAGAAGAAGCAAACUGGAUAGCUCUUAUUCAAGAUUUUGGAAGCAAGUGAGGUACAAAAUGCCAUUGAGAAGCAAGUCUUCUAUGUCUGCUGUGUACAAUUCACAAAUAAAAUUCAAGCUGAGUGACAGGCAAUUACUCGGAAAAGAACAAACUUGAACCUCUCCUCGUUGACCUAAUGUACUUCUGCCAAGCUGGAAAAGAGAUAUUGGCAUUACAUAGC